This is a messenger RNA of Manihot esculenta (cassava), 4327 nucleotides long. Its product is annotated as probable inactive ATP-dependent zinc metalloprotease FTSHI 5, chloroplastic. NCBI's taxonomy places the organism in Eukaryota, Viridiplantae, Streptophyta, Magnoliopsida, Malpighiales, Euphorbiaceae. The coding region runs from base 116 to 4027 and encodes 1303 amino acids. The record is from RefSeq and is a predicted model, not a curated record. Gene Ontology annotation, cellular component: chloroplast thylakoid. Gene Ontology annotation, biological process: proteolysis. Gene Ontology annotation, molecular function: metalloendopeptidase activity; ATP-dependent peptidase activity; ATP hydrolysis activity. The transcript has 19 exons.
GUUUCUUUCAGUAAGCCCUUGCAGGCCUGCCCACUUUGCUCUCUCCACCUGCGUCUUCUUGCUCACAAAUGUUCACCCGAAAUAUGACCCACAACACACUCGUUCAUUAGUUCUUAUGGCUUCCAUUUCCACUCCCUUUUCCCCUCUUUUCUAUCCACCAUUUAGGAGCCCUUCAUCACCAACGAGACAUAAAAUUAGAAUUACAGGCCUUACCUCCCAAUCCCACAAACAUUCAGUAAGAAACCUAACAUUUGUGCAUAAUUAUCGCGUUUUCAGCUUUUUAGAAGCUUCAAAAUGCCGUAACCACAACCAAGAACAGUCUAUAGAGCAUCCUUCAAGCCCAGAACAACAAAAGCAAUCGCCUUUCUCAAUUGGGUGUCUUACUAGACCCGAAAAUCACAUAGUUCGAAGCAUUACUAGGUCUGUUGUGUAUGCUUUGUUUUGUAUUGCUGUUGGGUUCGUUCCAGUUGGUGCAUUACCAGCUCGUGCUGCUGUUGCUAGUGAAGUUACAUUCAAAAAGGAGGAGAGAGAAGUGAAUGAAGAAUCGUAUGCAAAGGGCCAUGAAUAUUCGGAUUGUACUAAAAGUUUGAUAGAAGAGGUUUCAUGGUUGUUGAAGUGUAUAGAGGAGACUAGGAAGGGAAACGGGGGAUUGGAGGAAGUGAGAUUGGCGUUAAAGGCAGUAAAGGCAAAGAAAGAAGGAUUACUAGGGCAGAUAAUGGAGGGGCUAUAUUCGGAAGCUAUUGAAUUGGGAAAAGAAAAAUUCAGUUUGGAGGACCGUGCUGUUGAGCUCAGGGUUGAAGCGGUGAAGGUUAGAAGAGAGUACGAGAAUUUGGAGGGAAGUGCUGAGAAAGAGAGAAUGGAGGAGUUGAAGGAGAGAAUGAGAGCGAUGGAGGAGAAUUAUGGUCGAGUUUGGGAUAGAAUUGGGGAGAUUGAGGAUGUAAUUUUUAGGAGGAAGACAAUAGCAAUGAGUUUUGGAGUCAGGGAGCUUUGCUUCAUUGAGAGGGAGUGUGAGGAGUUGGUGAAAAGAUUUAACCAAGAAACGAGACGAAAGGGUACGGAAAGUGUGCAAAAAAGCUCCAAUCUCUCUAGAUCUGAAAUUCAGAAAGAAUUGGAAACAGCACAAACUAAAUUCUUGGAACAGAUUAUUUUGCCUAAUGUUGUGGAAGUUGAAGGCCUUGGACCUCUAUUUGAUCAAGAUUUAGUGGAUUUUGCUUUGAGUCUAAAACAAGGUCUUAAAGAUUCAAGGAAGCUGCAGAAUGAUCUGGAGAAUAGUGUAAGAAAAAGGAUGAAGAGGUUUGGUGAUGAAAAGCGUUUGGUCGUAAUGACACCAGCAGAUGAGAUUGUGAAGGGUUUCCCAGAAGUUGAGUUGAAGUGGAUGUUUGGAGAUAAGGAGUUAGUAGUCCCUAAAGCUAUUCGCCUGCAUUUAUACCAUGGAUGGAAGAAAUGGAGAGAAGAAGCAAAGGCAAACCUGAAGAGAAAUUUAUUGGAAGAUGUUGAGUUUGGUAAACAGUACGUGGCCCAAAUACAGGAACGUAUUCUUCUAGAUCGAGAUAGGGUCAUCUCAAAGACUUGGUACAAUGAAGAGAAAAACAGGUGGGAAAUAGACCCCAUUGCUGUUCCAUAUGCUGUCUCAAGGAAACUAGUGGAGCACGCUCGAAUCAGACAUGAUUGGGGUGCCAUGUAUAUUGCACUCAAGGGUGAUGGCAAAGAAUACUAUGUUGACAUUAAGGAAUUUGACAUGCUUUAUGAGUAUUUUGGAGGGUUUGAUGGGCUAUAUAUGAAAAUGCUUGCCCAGGGUAUUCCCACUGUGGUUCAGUGGAUGUGGAUCCCUUUAACAGAAUUGAAUAUGCAUCAACAAUUUCUCUUGACAAUGAGGCUGGCUUGCCGAUGUGUAAAUGGAAUAUGGAAGGCUAGAAUUGUUUCGUCUGGAAGAGAUUGGUUGUUAGAGACAAUUAGUGACAUAAAUGAUGAUAUAAUGAUGAUGAUUGUGUUUCCUACACUGGAGUUUGUCAUUCCUUUUCCAGUAAGGUUACGGUUGGGGAUGGCAUGGCCAGAGGAAACCGGGCAGAGUGUUGCCUCAACAUGGUACUUGAAAUGGCAAUCUGAGGUGGAAAUUAGGUUUAAGUCCAGAGAAACAGAUGAAAUAGAUUGGUAUUUUUUUCUGUUUAUUGUUAGAACUGCUAUCUACGGAUAUAUUUUGUUCCAUGUUUUCUGUUUUAUGAAGAGGAAGGCUCCAAAACUUCUUGGUUUUGGACCUUUACGUAGAAAUCCAAACUUGCGGAAGUUACAAAGAGUGAGAGCCUAUUAUAAUUACAAGAUAAGGAGAACCAAACGCAAAAGAAAGGCUGGGAUUGAUCCUAUAACAAGUGCUUUUGAAAGAAUGAAGAGGGUGAAGAAUCCUCCAAUACCAUUGAAGGACUUUGCUAGCAUCGAUUCUAUGAGGGAGGAAAUUAAUGAAGUUGUAGCAUUUCUACAAAAUCCCAGUGCUUUCCAAGAAAUAGGUGCCCGUGCACCACGGGGAGUUCUUAUUGUAGGAGAGAGAGGAACGGGAAAGACGUCUCUGGCACUGGCUAUUGCUGCUGAAGCCAAGGUUCCUGUGGUCAAAGUUGCUGCCCAGCAGUUGGAGGCGGGACUAUGGGUUGGUCAAAGUGCAUCAAAUGUCCGGGAACUGUUUCAAACAGCUAGGGAUUUGGCACCUGUAAUUAUCUUCGUGGAGGAUUUUGAUCUUUUUGCUGGUGUUCGUGGUAAAUAUAUUCACACUAAGAAGCAGGAUCAUGAGGCUUUCAUUAAUCAACUUCUAGUGGAACUUGAUGGGUUUGAGAAACAAGAUGGAGUUGUUUUGAUGGCCACAACAAGAAAUCUGAAGCAAAUUGAUGAGGCCUUGCAACGGCCUGGUCGGAUGGAUAGAGUAUUUUAUCUUCAACAACCAACACAAUUAGAGAGGGAGAAGAUUUUACUAAGUUCUGCAAAAGAAACCAUGGAUGAAGGCCUCAUUGAUUUUGUAGACUGGAAAAAGGUUGCUGAGAAGACAGCCCUUUUACGCCCUAUUGAAUUGAAACUUGUUCCCGUUGCCCUGGAAGGUAGUGCCUUUAGGAGCAAAUUUGUUGAUACAGAUGAACUUAUGAGCUACUGCAGUUGGUUUGCGACUUUCAGUUUUAUGUUUCCCAAAUGGAUUUGUAAAAUCAAAGUUGUGAAGAAGGUGAGCAAGAUGUUGGUGAAUCAUUUGGGGCUAGAAUUGACUAAAGAGGAUCUGCAGAAUGUUGUUGACCUGAUGGAGCCAUAUGGUCAGAUAAGCAAUGGAAUAGACCUACUUAAUCCUCCACUUGAUUGGACCAGGGAGACCAAGUUCCCACAUGCUGUUUGGGCUGCUGGCCGUGGUCUGAUUGCACUUCUUUUACCCAACUUUGAUGUUGUAGAUAAUCUAUGGUUGGAGCCUUGUUCUUGGCAGGGAAUUGGAUGUACAAAAAUCAGUAAGGCUAGAAAUGAAGGUUCCCUGAAUGGGAAUGUGGAAUCAAGAUCUUAUCAUGAGAAAAAGCUUGUCUUCUGUUUUGGUUCAUAUGUUGCGGCCCAGCUUCUACUUCCCUUCAGUGAAGAAAAUUUUCUUUCUUCUUCAGAAUUAAGACAAGCUCAGGAGAUAGCUACACGUAUGGUGAUUCAAUAUGGGUGGGGGCCUGAUGAUAGUCCCGCAAUUUACUACAGUAGCAAUGCGGUUACAUCUUUAAGCAUGGGGAACAACCAUGAAUAUGACAUGGCGGCUAAAGUUGAAAAGAUGUAUGAUCUAGCAUAUCUUAAAGCAAAGGAAUUGCUUCAAAAAAAUCAUCGAGUUCUUGAGAAGAUUGUUGAAGAGUUGCUUGAAUUUGAGAUCUUGACUGGAAAGGAUUUGGAAAGAAUCUUUGAAAAUAGUGGUGGGAUUCGGGAGAAGGAGCCCUUUUUCCUUUCAAAAGCUAAUCAUGGAGAGCCGGGGUCUAGCAGCUUUCUUGACAUGGGGAAUGGAUCGGAACCUGCUCUUUUAGGUGCAUCUAACUAAGGAUCAAGGGAACAUUGACUUGAAGUGUUGAUCGUUAAGGUGCCACAUUUUUCCAAUGAGCACAGGUUGCAUCUGUGAAAGGUUCCUUUGUUUAAUUUAUUGAACAUUUCUUUCUGACUCUAGAACUAUUUAUGUAAACUUGUUACAGAAAGUAAGUUUAGUUGAGAAGAGGUUCUAUUUUUCCUUCUCAACUGUAGUCAUCCAAGGUUGGAGAAACAUGCUUCCCUUUCACAAUUACAAUUUGAUUGUUGACCAAUUUGUAUAUUUAUUUAUUUAUUUAAUUUUUUUGCCUUACUGUAA